Scylla paramamosain (green mud crab) is the source of this 2815-nucleotide messenger RNA. RefSeq lists its product as uncharacterized. Bases 12 to 866 code for a protein of 284 amino acids. The transcript is spliced from 7 exons. Lineage: Eukaryota; Metazoa; Arthropoda; Malacostraca; Decapoda; Portunidae. The record is from RefSeq and is a predicted model, not a curated record.
CCCACAGCUGGAUGCACCACUGUGAGGAUCUGGUGGAGGCAAUGGUCAGUUCGGAAAGAUCCAUUUACAAGACAGGAGACACAUUGCUGGUGAAGAGUGUGAGUCUCCCAAAGCCUGCAGGAGUGACUGAUGAUGUGUAUGUUGAUGAGGUGGCCUUCCUCACCACCCCAACUUCUGUGACACAGAUGUACCCACCCGCCCUCAAGCAGAAGGGAAUCCUUAUUGAGGAUGUGGCAGUCAAGAAGGUGACAGAGAAUGGGUACUCCCUGGAAUUCCAGACCACAAACUGCAAGACUGGAAUGCCCCUCCUUGGGCUCCUGCAGGUGGAAGGUCCUCCAGCAAGCUUUGACACUCAGGUGACAGUCACACGCUCCUCUCAGACUGCCACGGGUCCCCUCGCUGGCACCUGGGACCUCGGAAUUCAGGGGCAGGUUGUAAAAGACAUUCCAGCAGGUGUUGACCCAAAGGUCCUGGAGGGUAUUCUGGAAAGUGCCCUGGGAACUGAUCUCACAGUCCAGUACUGCUGCAAGAACUACCACUACUACAUUGAGUGGGAGGAAGAUCCCGGCAGAAAGGAGCUGGUGGAGAUACACACAGAUAACCUGAUGUUUGAUGGGCGAGGGGCUGCAGCACACCCUCACCCUGAGUGGCACGGCCAUCACUGCCACCCAGCUCACCUGCACUGUAGCACUGUGGGGCAGCUUGCAUUCAGUGGCACUCAGCAUGCAGCCGGCUGGCUCGGCACUGCUCCCCUCCCCCAUCAUCUACAUGGUGCCAGUCACCGUGGUUGCACUCAGCAUCACGGAGGGCAGCACUGGUGGACAGUAUUCUCUCACUGUGACUGGCACUGGCUUCCCAGACAGUGAUGGGUGGGAGGCUGGCAGUGCCAUUAUGACUCUGGGUGGCAAGAAGUGUGUGGUUAUCUCUGGUGGACCCACAAAGGUCACCUGCACAGUGCCUGCUGAUUAAAUAGGUACCAUGUCAUGUAGAGGAAAACUUAUGCUAGAAUUAGCAUUAAAGGCUAAGGAAAACAGUGAAGAAAACCCUGAGGAAAAUAGUACAGGAUGUGAACUUCCUGUUGACCCUCAAAUCAAUGAUGACCAUCUGUUGCCAUCAGCAAGCAUUACGGGUGCAAGCUCUGCUUCAAAUAACAGGAAGUCUUCUUCUAGUAGUGACUCGUCCUCUAGUAGUGACUCGUCUUCUAGCAGUGAAUCAUCUUCUAGCAGUGACUCAGAAACUGAAGAUAUUGACACAGAUGAUUCCGUGAAAGAUAAGGACUAUAUCCCAAGCAAAGAGGAAGAAGAGAGUUUUAACCUUGAAGAGAAGGACGCAGUUGAUACAAUUCCUGUACUAGUUAGUCCGCAAAAGGGACAUAAACGUAAACAGCACCUGAGUCAAUGGAAGAAACAUAAAGCGAAAAAAUGAAGGAACUCUGGAAAGGCUUAUAUAAGCAAAAAUAAGAAAAAUAAGACCAGAAAGGAAAAUGAAACUCCCAUGUGGAAAUAAAUGUCGAAUUAAAUGUUCAGAACAGAUAAAUGAAGAAGAAAGGCAAAAACUCUUUGACUCUUAUUGGGCAUUAGGAGACAUUGCUCAACAGUGGCAGUUCAUUUCAAACUGCAUUAAAACUGUUAAGACCUAAAUACAGGUAUGUUCGUGAGGGAGGCAACCGUCAACCUAGGAACAAUAACAGUUCCUUUCACUUCAUGGUUGGUCAGAAUGAAAUUCGUGUUUCCAAACUUUUUUUCAAGAACACACUUGAUAUCAAUGACCGGCCAAUAAGAACAGCUUUAGCAAAGCAAAGCAGAGUUGCUAAUGUUCUUAUGGAACCUGAUAAGAGAGGCCAACAUGGUAAUCAAGUAACUGUUGAUCCUGAAAUUAGGAAAGGCGUCAAGGCACAUAUUGAGUCUAUCCCUCAGAUAGAGAGUCACUAUACGAGAGCUACAUCAAGUAGGACAUUCAUAUGCGGCUCUAAAACAAUUGCAGAAAUUCACCGCGAUUAUGUUGAGAAGUCCAAACAACAAAAGGUACCUUAUGCCAAUUACACUCUGUUUUAUUGCAUUUUUACCACAGAGUAUAAUAUUUCUUUUUUUGUUCCUAAAAAGGACCAAUGCGAUGUUUUUUCAUCUUAUCUUAAUGCGGAGAAUGAAGAGAAAGAGCGCCUUCAAGGAAGCUAUGAAAAUCACCACAAAGAAAAAGACAUGUCAAGAAAUGAAAAACAUAAAGAUAAAACUGAGAGUGAUGCAGUUGUUGCUGUUUAUGACCUUCCGGCUGUAAUGCAGAUACCAAAAGGGGACAUUUCAGUUUUUUAUUACAAGUCAAAGCUGAAUGCUUUAAAUUUUACUAUUUACAAUGCUAAAACAAACUCAUGUAAUUGCUAUGUCUGGAAUGAAACUAAUGGCCAACGUGGGGUUAAUGAAAUUGGGACCUGUGUUCUCGAUUACAUUAAAACCUUGUGUGAGGCAGGAGAAACUGACAUAAUUUUUUACUCAGAUAACUGUUCUGGCCAACAGAAAAAUAAGUUCAUGAUGGCACUUUACCUUUAUGCAGUAAACAACUUACCAAAUAUAACUUCAAUAACACACAAGUUUCUAAUAAAAGGGCAUACCCAAAAUGAGGGUGACUCUGCCCAUUCCCUUAUUGAAAGAGAAGUAAAGAGAAUUUUAAAAAGUGGACCCAUUUAUGUGCCGGAAACUUACGUAACGGCAAUUCGAACUGCUAGAAAGAAAGGACAGCCUUUCGUAGUAAAAGAGCUUUGUUACAAAGAUUUCUUGAACAUCAAGUCUCUAGCUACUGAAAUGGGACCUAUCAAUUGCAA